AUGAUCUCCAUCUUGUUUUUUUCUUUUCCUGAUUCUUCUUCCUAUCUGUUUCUUUACAUCUUUUCCUUAUUUGGCUUUUUACAUUCUCCUCUUUUUCUUUUUACUCCGCCAUUUUGUUCUUCUGCUUAUUCUAAACUGUCAUCUAUGCAUGCGACGUUUAUCAUUUUCUCUUCUUCUGCUUUUUUCUUCUUCUUUUUUCUUCUUUCUUCUUCUUCUUCUUUACGUUCUCUCUUCUCAUUAGUGUUACUUUUCUUUCUUUCUUUCUUUCUUUCUUUCUUUCUUUCUUUCUUUCUUUCUUUCUUCAUUAGCCUCUACAUCUUUCUCAUUUUUUUCUUUUCUUUGGUCUUUUUAUCUGUCUUCCACUCCUUUCUUUUCUUUCCUUUUUUUUUAUUCCAAUCUCGACUUUCCUUAACUUUUACUUCUUCCCUUUCUUCACUAUUGCCUAUCUAUCUUUCCUUCUUUCUUUCUUUUUUUCUUACUUUCUUUCUUUCUUUCUCAGAUUUUCCUCUUCUUCAUUCCUCUUUCCUUCGUGUUCAUCUUUUCUUUUGUUUUCUUUCACGUUACUUUUUCGUUCCUUCCCUUUUACCAUCAUUUACGCCUUUCUUUCUAGGCAUUUCUCUUCUGUUAGCUUUUCUCUGUUUCUUUAUAUUUCCUCCUGUCUGUCUUCUAAGAAAUCACAGUUUUUUUUUUAACCUCCUGCUUGGCACAUUCUCCCUCAAAAACACCACCCAAAACAAUGCAAGAGUCAUAUACAGACACAUUCACAGACCUUUCUCAUCAAUCUUUUUAUCUCAUUGCUCUCUCUCUCUCUCACUAUUUCUCUCUUUCCUUUUCGCUUACUCCUUUCUCUUUUUGUUUCUCUUUUUUCUCUACAUUCUCAUUUCUGUUGAUUCUACUCUCUUUUUUUCUCUUCACUCUCCCUACUCUCUUACUUCUCUAUUUCUCUCUCUUCCUUCAUUCUUUUCUCUUCUUUCUCGCAUUUCUCUACUCGAUUUCUCUUCUAAUUUCUCUUAUUCUAUCAUGUUUCUUUUUCCCCCAUUGUUUUACAUUUUAAGAUUCCCCCUCUCACUUUGCUUCUAUUCUUCUUCUUGUUCCUCUUCUUCUUUCAGUCUUUUAUUUUAUCUCUUUCUUCUUCCUUGCUUCCUCUAG
Messenger RNA from Acanthosepion pharaonis, 1149 nucleotides. The record is from the annotation of a GenBank genome assembly. Lineage: Eukaryota; Metazoa; Mollusca; Cephalopoda; Sepiida; Sepiidae.